Suillus subaureus is the source of this 2001-nucleotide messenger RNA. RefSeq lists its product as uncharacterized. The transcript has 10 exons. Bases 1 to 2001 code for a protein of 666 amino acids. Lineage: Eukaryota; Fungi; Basidiomycota; Agaricomycetes; Boletales; Suillaceae. The record is from RefSeq and is a predicted model, not a curated record.
AUGGAUCAAGAUGUCCAAGAGGUGGCAGCCCACACAGGAACAGCACACAUGGCUGAUGCCUCACUUGACAAAAUACCAAGUGAUGCCAUGGAGUGGUUAGAGAAUUGGCCUGAGGAAGAUGUUGUGUGGCCUGAUUGUCCUAUGGAGCAGCAUGCGUUGAGUGAAGAUGAGAAGGCAGAGCUGUGCUUAGCUGAAAAGGAACACAAAGAAAUGGCCCUUCGUAAAUGGACAACAUCCAAGCAGGAGGUGUGGCUUGAACUGUGGUACCAAAAAUUCGCCAAAAAGCAGAGUGACAAGAGUAGAAACCACAAAAACUUCUUUGCGGACCUUUACGAAAAAUGGUUUGAAGCAUUUCCAGAGCCUCAGCCAGAUCAUAUCACCAAAUUGGGGCCAUUAACACUGGAAGAACACGAUAAUGCAACUGACAUACGGAAAGCUAAAUUACAUACACAGUUCAAGAAUAACUUCAGCAGGUCGAAGGUGGGGCAACAAGCAAAAGCCAAUGCAAACAACAUCUUUGACACUGUUGAAGCAUAUUCCAAGUUGUACUAUGCUGACCGUGUUCAGAAAUCCAUCCAAGAGAUGCUCAAGGUUGCACAAGCAACACAAUCACUCACAAAUGGUCAGCAAGUAGCACUUGUGAAAAAAGAAACCGUGGCCCUGUAUGCUGGUGAGUCUGAGGAGAUCAAGGCUAAAGUGAAGGAGUAUAUCCAUGCACAGAAGCAAGAGCACAGUAAGGAAAAAGCUGAGCCUUGGAGUGAUGAAGAUCAGCAGCGAAAUCUCACGAAGCUAGCCACCAUUGCAAAUCAAUUUCUGAAAGGCCUCGCUGAUGCCACCGGCCUAUCCUUCAGCCUUCUCAUUGGGGGUCCAUCCGUCGAGUUAGGUGGGAUGAUUGAUGUCUGGAGCUUCCAUGUUGGGACGACGAAGCUGGGCAAUAAUUUUAGCCAGGCUUACCCUAAAUUUGAGAGUGAAGUAGUGGGACCGUUUCAUGAUUAUCUGUAUCGUGUGUACCCAGAGGCUGCAGCACUCAAAGAUCGGAAGAUGGGAGGAGCUAGCAGCUCCAGUUCAUCGUGGGGAGAGAGCUUAUACAACAAGAAUCAGCCAUCAUAUUGUGCAUUGGAUAUGAUGGACGAGUUGUCCAAGCAGGAUACAUCUUUGACAAACAUGUUUGGAUCACCAGAUUUAUCCGACUUUCCUUCUUUGUCACAUGACCCAGAUGUAUCCGAGUUUCUGCCUUUGUCAAAUGGCCCUGGGUCUCCCAUAUUGACCUCUCCAGCAUCGCAGCCCUCCAGCUCUGACAACAUUCUCUCUGGCAACAAUGAAUCAAACUGGCUGGCGUCCAAUGGCCUCAACGAUCUCUUAGAAACAUUGGCCCAGAAUCUGCCAAUGUCAACUGUCGACUGCUUGAUGUCACACGGUCCUCCUUUGCUGCCUUCCAUUCCUGCGGUUCCAGCUGCAGCUGAUACAUUCUAUUUUCCCCCACUACCCAAACUGUUUGAUGGUAUGCCCUCAGCUGACUCACUUCCUAAUCCCCCUCUGCCACACAAACCAUUUGAUGGUACACCCUCAGCCGACUCACUUCCUGAUGCCCUUUCACCCUCAGCCGACUCAGCCCCUAGUGGAUUCACGCGCCCAACUGCUCACCUCCCUGGAAAUGCAGAAGAGCCCAACAGCAACAGGCCAGAUGCACUCCCUGCAUCUUCAAUGGCAGAAGAUUCUACAGAGGACUCGCAUCCCUCACCCAUCCCAUCUCACACUUCCACUUCAGCAAACAUCAUCAAUGAGCCUCAAGCAGAUGAGGCUCAAAAUGACAAAGGGAAUGACAGCAGCAGACCCCACAGAACAAGGCGCACAUGCAUCCCAUCAACACGCAACAUCAUUGCCAACUUGAUCGGCAACAAUUGCAGGGAGAAUGUAUCCUUGAACCCAGCUUCAAAAUGCAGCCACACCACUGAUUCAUCCACUCAUGCAGGUCAGCAAGCAAAAAGACCAAGGGUGUGA